GGACCGGAACCGGAUGUGGCAACAUGAGUUUAGGUUUGAACCGAACUGAACCAAAAGUCAACAAAGCAAACACAAACUCUGAGCGGUUGUUACACGGAAGAACCUGACAGACGAGGAUGGUGUUAUAGUUCGAAAGCCUGUAUGAGAAACAUAGCGUUGAACAAUUAGCCAAAGAUAGUAAACAUCCGCUAAUACUUGCGCCAUGAAUCCAUCCAAUCCGUUUGGAAGUCCACAAGGUGGAGCUUUCCAGGCCCCAAGUAACACAAUGAAGGCUGGUUUAUUCCCAUCAUUUGGACAGCAAAGUUCUAGCAAUCAGCCCCAACCUAUGGGCUUUUUCCAACCAUCAGCGUUUGGACAACCUUCUGCCUUAAAUCAGCCCCCGUCUCAAGGAAAUGCCAUCUUUGGACAGACCCCUGCCUUUGGACAGACAUCAACACAGCCUCCCUCGCAGCCAACAAUCAGCCAGGCUCCAGCAUUUGGACAGCAAGCGUUAGGAAUGAGCAGCUCAGGCUUUGGAAGUGGCACUGCACCAGCUUUUGGACAGACUGCUGCACAGAACCAGAGUUCACCUUUUGGACAGACUGCUGCACAGAACCAGAGUUCACCUUUUGGACAGACUGCUGCACAGAACCAGAGUUCAGCUUUUGGACAGACCGCCACACAGAACCAGAGUUCACCUUUUGGACAGACCGUGACACAAACCCAGAGUUCACCUUUUGGACAGACCGCCACACAGAACCAGAGUUCACCUUUUGGACAGACCGCCACACAGAAUCAGAGUUCACCUUUUGGACAGACCGCCGCACAGAACCAGAGUUCACCUUUUGGACAGACUGCCACACAGACCCAGAGUUCAGCAUUUGGACAGACUGCCGCACAGAACCCAAAUUCAGUCUUCGGACAGACAUCUUCUUUUGGACAGGCGUCUGCUUUUGGGCAGGCUCCGGGAUUUAGCCAACAGCCCUCUGCGUUUGGAAACUCCCAGAUGUCUGGCUCCACCACUACCAUAGGACAACCUCAGCCCCCGGGUUUUGGACAGUCUGUGUUUGGACAACCUUCAUCCACAAGUGUCACCACCAGUGGAUUCGGCACCACUCCGAGUGUGACCCAGAGCCGAGAAUUUGGAUCAUCCAAAUCCACGUUCAAGCCAGCCAAUGAGGCACUUUUCAAACCCAUCUUCAGUGCCAGCCCCGAGCCUGCUAACCCCCAAACUACUGCUAUGACCAGCUCACCUUUUGGCAGCACUGUGUCCCAGACAAGCUCCAGCUCCAUGGGCAGCAGCACCCCCGCCUCUGUCUUCUCUACGACGACUGGAGCCCAGCCUGGGCCGCCGGGCUUUAGCUUCUCCCAGCCGGCUGCAGCCCCCUCCAUCACUACUCAAAACAAUCCCCUAACAACUGACACUAGCAACGCUCCUUCCAACCCGCUGAAGUUCACCUUCUCCCAGCCAGCCGCGCCCUCCAGCUCCAGCACUCAGGCGUCUACCACCGAGCCCACCACCCCAUCCACUUUCAGCUUUUCAGCCACAUCCCUCCUGCCCCAGGCCGCACCACUUUUUGGAGGGACCAAUUUUGGUCAGCCCCCCGCUUAUAGUGACACCAGAGCUGAGGCAGAGGAAAAGGGGAGCAAUUUAGGAGAAACAAAUGUGUUUGCACGACUUGGCAAAGGCACCAAACGAAAGGAAGAUCUAACGGCCCCCAGCACCGGUCCCGAGAAGCCUGCAACAGGAGAGGAGGGGGAGGAGGAAGAGGAUGUCCAUGGAAGAGAUUCACCGAGGCAGCCUUCAAAGAGGCCCCUCAUGAGGUCCCGCGGCCCACCAGUUGGCUUAUUUGGUAGGGCACUAAACUGUCUUCGUAAAGAUACUACCCACCCUGUGAUGCGAGAGGCCACAAAGGAGACGGAGAGCGUCCAAGCUCAGGCUGACGAACGUGCUGCUACACCCCCCGCAGUGCAAGCACCAGUCAGAGAUGAGCUGGAAACAGCUGAGGAGUCAGACUUACCCAAAGCCCCAGACUCGGCCCCCGGCGGCGUCACCACCCCUGUGAGACGCGGCUCCCGCAGGGAUAGCACGGAGAGCCUGGGGGGCAUGUCCCCCUCCGACUGCACCGUCCUGCAGUGCAGGAACGUUCCUCCAGCCCUCAACAAGAAGGAAGUGAUUGAGAAGCAUUUUGGUCGUUUCGGGAAAGUCCGAAAGGUUUACUGCCGACCCGGCAAGAAUCUGGCCAUCGUUCACUUUGAUGAUCAUGCAUCAGCAGCAAAGGCAAAGAAGAAAGGCAAACUCCUGCACAGACAUGAACUCCUCCUCUUGUGGCAGAGAAAGAAGCAGAGUCAAGGGGACAAAGGGAGCAGAGCUACAGCAGAGAGAGGGGAGGCAGAGGGGGGGAGUCAGGAGGACAUGGAGUCCAAAGAUGUUUCCUCCCCCCUCAGGAAGGCUGCUCACAGAGGUCCUACAAUCAGCAGCCUCAUGUCCUUCAGCCGCAGUUCUCCUGUGAAGAAGUCGUCAUUAGCCAAAGCUCUGCAGUUUGACACAGAGCCGCAGAAAGAGAGCAGCUCAGAGGCCCCGGGGUCUGAGCGCCCCGUCCCCUCCUCCCUCCUCCACCUCAUGGGACAGCUGGCUCCCACCGCUGAGGACAAGUUCCGCCUGCUGGAGCAGCGAGACAAGAUCCUGCGCCAAGGUCGGCCCCGGAGGACGGACCUGGUCCUCUCCAAGGUGUUUGUGGGGACGUGUCCCGACAUGUGUCCGGAGAAGGAGAGGUACAUGAGGGAAACACGGAAACAGCUGAGCGUCUUCGAGGUCUUCCCAGAAACUGAGAUGGUGGAUCACUCGGCAGCCAUCAAGGAGUACAGCCGGUCGUCAGCGGACCAGGAGGAGCCCCUCCCCCACGAGCUGCGGCCCCUGCCUGUGCUCAGUAUGACCAUGGACUACCUGGUGUCUCUGAUCAUGGACCAGGGCCACGACAACUACCGGGACUGGUACGACUUCCUCUGGAACAGGACGCGCGGCAUCAGGAAGGACAUCAUCCAGCAGCACCUGUGCUGCCCUCACACGGUGUCUCUGAUUGAGAAGUGCACACGCUUCCACGUGCACUGUGCCCACCACCUCUGUGAGGAGCACAUGUCUACUUUUGAUGCCAAAAUCAACAACGAGAACAUGACAAAGUGCCUGCAGAGUCUCAAAGAGAUGUACCAGGACCUGAACACACGUAACAUCUACUGCCCCCUGGAGGCCGAGUUCCGUCUGUACAGCGUGUUGGUGAAGCUCAACGACGGGGACAUCCUACGUGAAGUCCAGCAGUUCCGUGACGAGGUGCGUAACUCCCCCGAGGUGAAGUUUGCCGUGCAGGUUUUCACUGCAGUCAACAGCAACAACUUUGUGCGCUUCUUCAAGCUGGUGAAGGGAGCCUCGUACCUGGCCAGCUGCCUCCUGCACAGAUACUUCAAUCAGGUCCGAGCUAUGGCCUUGAAGAUCAUGAACACGGCUCACACUGUGGGUCCACGAGCCACCGCGUUUCCAGUGGAGGAUUUAGUUCGGAUGUUGAUGUUCCGCACCACUGAAGAGGGAACGGACUUCAUCCAGCAGUACGGCCUCAACGUCAACGAGGGUAUGGUAGAGCUGAGUCGGAUAGCCUUUCAGGAGCCAGAGCUGCCUCUGUCCCAGAAGAAGUCGCCGGUCAUCCUCGCAAAGAGAAGUGUGCUGAUCGGAGAGGUGGUGAACGGAGGCCCCCUCCCUAACCCCCCCCAGCACACCCCCGCCUGCAGCUUCGACCCCCAGAACAAGUACAGAGGAGAGGGCCCUCUGGCUGAGCCCACACAGAGCCAGUUCAAAGCUAUUGCAGCCAAGGUGGAGGUGAAGGCCCCCCCCAGCGUAGAGUUUGUAGCGCAGGUGGUUCCGGAUGUGGCCGCCAUGUUUGGGUUCCCUCCAGCUGGUCCUCCUGAGGUGGUGCCACAGUAUCACAGCCCGGCCCCCCCUGCAGACGCCCAGAUGUUCCAGCCCAUAGCCCAGCCCCAGCCUGUCAAACCCCCGUCACCUCCACCCAAACCUCAGCCCGUCUACAGCAACGAGGAGAUCGUGGCUGAACUGGACAGCGUGGUGGAGGAGGUGGUUGGAGCAGCAGUGAUGGAGGUGGCAGAGGCCGGAGCCAGCUACGCCACUACAGCUCUAAUGGAGAGCGGUGUGCAGGUGGAGUCUCUGCUGGGCGAGGUGUUGGGACAGAUGCUGCAGGACGUCUCCUCCACAGAGAUCAGGCUGGAGCAGCAGCGUGUCACCGAGGAGAAACGGAAGCUGGACGAAGCCAGGAGGAAGCAGGAGCACGAGGCCUUCCUGGUCGACUUCAGCUUCUCUCUCUGCUCAGAGCUCAUCUAUGAAGUUCUAGAUGAGACCAUCAAGGAGACGGCCACCUCUGAGAUCAAAGAGGCGGUGAAUGAAAAGGCUGACCGUGUGGCUAAAUGCACGGAGCAGGUGUGCACCUCUCUGGUUGAGGACACUCUGGAUGCAGACAUUGCUCGGUUGGUUGAAGCCAUCCUUGAAGAUGAGCUGCAAUGCAUCCACAAGUACAUCAAGAGGUGGCGUGAUGUGGUGGCGGUGCGUCGGCAGCUGAAGAGACAGAUGAGAGGUUUCCCUGCGGCCCCGUGCUGUGUGGACCCUCGGUUCAAACUGAAGGCUCUGGCCCCCAGCGCCCCCGCCCAGCCCUCCAUGGCUGACCUGGCCCGAGGUGUGGUCGACCUGGGAAACUCCGGCACGCUGGCCCUCUCCAGCACCAGGUUGCUGAAAAUGAGAGAAGAAGCGAUCCACCAGAUGAGAGUCCACUUCUACUACCAGCAGCUGCUUGAUCAGUCAGUGUGGGCUCCACUCGACCUGCCGGCACUGGUGACAGAGAAUAUCCCCAACCCACCGGAGAGAAUCUUCUGGAAGGCUGUGCUCCUCCUACCCAGCGACCAUGACAAUGAAACCAGCCUGGCAGACCGGAUCCUGUCAGAUUGGCUGGAGGUGAAGCUUGGUGGGGGUAAAGACUCAGAGGGGAGGGAUGAGCAGCUGGACGGCGCACUACAGACCCUCUGUGUCACCAACACACUCCAGGAUAGAGGAGAACACACCCACAAAGUUCACAUCAGCAUCAAGGCAUCCCGGGGCCCUCUGUCUGAGGAUGGCCUGUCCAAAGCAGAGGGGCUCAGUGAGCUUCAGGGGACAGCCGCUCUGAUGGUGCUGCUCCCCGCCAUGCCCCUCACGGAGCAGGAGGAGCAGGACAUCCCCCUGCUCUCCGCCCUGCUGCAGCUCAAACAGCUCCAGCAGGCCAAAGGGAGCUGGCACUGCCCGCUGCCUCUGGCCGUCCUGGUGCCAGGGCCGGCCGGGGGCCCCGGGGACACACAGGAAAUCGAAGAAGCCCUGAUGCUGCACACACUGGUCCAGGAAGGCCUGAUCUCAGAGUUCACCUUCUUCUUCAUACUAGAGACCACCAGUGAGCUGCAGGGAACCAAACAGCUGAGCCAGGCUACACGCUGGCUGCUGGCCCGUGCCCCCCCGCUGCUCCCUCUCUCCUGUCAGACCCUGGUGCAGCUGGUGGAGGACACGCUGAGUCGUGAGUUCAGCCCCAGAGUCUACGCCCACCACCAGGAUCGCGCCGCUGCCCUUCUCCCCUCCCAGGAGCCAGCGCCUGUCAUCCAGCUGUACAACGCUGUCCUGGCUCACCUUGCUGACAAAGUGUCGUCUCCGGACCUCAGCAGACUCUCCUGGCCCCCGGGCGAGUUCUGCCUGCAGGAAUCCCAAGACUUUGUCCCUCAUCUGGGCUGGAACUCUCCCAAGCACCUGGCCUGGCUCCGAGAAGCCAUCCUCAGCCUGCAGCUGCCCAAGUGGGAGCAGAUCUCUGCCACAGACUCGUGGCCUGAGCUCUGCGCCUCCAUCUUCCACUUCUCCGCUCAGAUCCCAGUCUCCCGCCGCAGCCAGCCCCUCCUGAUGUCCCGGCUGGAAAACCUCCUGGAAAGGGUCAGGGUCAAGGGUCACCGUACCCGAACCUCCAGAUCCAACCGUGGCGACGAGGACGUGUGUCCGACCUUCAGUCAGAUCCCUUGGGACGACAUUCUGGUGAUCUGCAUCGACCACAAACUGAAAGACUGGCAGAUCCCCGAACCCCCGGUCUGUGAAGAUGCUGUUACAGACGAUGGGGAGAUCCUGGUUUACCUCCCCAUUGAGACCCUGAAGGGGUUCAGGCCCCCUGGGGAAUGGACUGAGGUCAUCAGACAAACACACAGAGAGAAGCAGCAAGAGGAGGAAGGGGCGGGUGCAGCUGUGAGUGCCCCCCCCAGCAGUCUGUCCAUCAGACAGAGGUUGUUCGACAGUCUGGCCCCUGAGACAACAGCAGCCCCUCUGGACAUCACCCAUACUCCCACAGCAGGAGAGCUGCUGGCCCACAACGUCCUCCAGAGCUUAGAGAGGGAGAAGGCCGCGAGCCAAAGGAGCAUGGAGCAGCUUCAGCGCUGGCUGGAUGGCGACGACUUGGACCAUUUGUCCACACCGCUUUUCAUUCCCUCCUCCACCCUGUUGUCCAUGCCCCCAACCAUAACACGUGGGGACUCAGCCAAGACCCCAGAUGACCCUCUCACACAGCCUUCAGAGCCUGAUGAUCUGUCGGACAAAGUGGACUCGCCUAAAACCACGCCUGUGUCUAUGUCAUGGCGAAUUAAGGAACUUGAGCGACAGAUUUUGGCGAGUCAUGGGGAAGAACUGGCUUGGAAACUUAAGCUGAGUGGUCUGCUGAGCAUUGUUGAUGACUGAUGAACUAUUGGAAGGAAAAUACUAAUAAUGACUCUAUGGCUUUGCAAACCAUUGAAAGCUGAGGACACAUUACAUUUUUGUCUAGUCUUUGUUUGUAAAAGUGUAUAAGUAGAUCAACAUUUUAUUUUUGGUUUUAUUAUGUACCAUAGAUGUUGCAAUUUUAAAUGUCAAUGUGUGUUUGUCUGAUACAUAGAACUAAUAGUGUUUAUGAGUGUUUCAAAUGUGUGGCUUGUUUGAACCAAAUGUUGUACUGCUGAGAAAAAAAAAUUAGUAAAAGUGUUAUUUUCAAAUAAAUUUCCCAUUGUG
This is a messenger RNA of Trematomus bernacchii (emerald rockcod), 7075 nucleotides long. It is a transcript of the gene mcm3ap, whose product is annotated as minichromosome maintenance complex component 3 associated protein. Gene Ontology annotation, biological process: mRNA export from nucleus. The transcript is spliced from 29 exons. Gene Ontology annotation, molecular function: RNA binding. The record is from RefSeq and is a predicted model, not a curated record. Gene Ontology annotation, cellular component: cytoplasm; transcription export complex 2; nucleus. The coding region runs from base 203 to 6769 and encodes 2188 amino acids. Lineage: Eukaryota; Metazoa; Chordata; Actinopteri; Perciformes; Nototheniidae.